GUUUGCUGAGUAAGUGCCAAUCUUUUGCUCUCAGGAAUUCUGCCAUUCGCAGUCACUUAGUCGCUCCUUUUUUGGACAAGGCAGCAGGUUUUUUUUCUAAUUUAAAUAUAAGGUAUACUUCCAGAUGAUCUGGGUUCUUUUAAAAGAGAGGGCCGAAAGUGUUUGAGACCUGCAGACAAAACAACAAAGAAACUAUAAAUAAAAGUAACAUUGUAAGGACAUGGACCUUCGUCUGACACUCCUGUUGAUCUGUCUGUGCAGCCAAGGAGCCACUAAUGGUGAGGUGGCAGACAAUGAGUCAAUCCCUUUGGUGCCUCUCAUUCCUUUGAUGCCCAGCCACCCCAUAAAGAAAGUAGAAAACGAAAGUACAGCACAACCAGAAACUGCAUAUACCACAGAAGCACCUGUAAUUCCCACAACCAUAACUAAUAGGCCAAACGGGAGCUCAUCGGAGGAGGAACACGAUGAGGAUUGUCGGUCCAUUGGCCGAAGCCCACAGUCCAGGGAGGCCAUUGCUGCUGCUAUUCAGAAACUGGGUGUGCAGCUGCUGCAGAACCUGGAGACAACGCCAGAGCAGCCAAAUGUCAUCAUAUCUCCUUUCAGCAUUUCAUUAGCGCUCUCCCAACUGGCUUUGGGUGCAGUAAAUGAGACACAGAAGCUGCUGAUGCAUCAUCUCCAUGAACACACUCUCCCCUGCUACCACGAGUCUCUGCAUAAUGUCUUAGCGCAGCUCAGAAACAAUGACCUGCAAAUUGCCACACGUAUCUUCCUGCGCCAAGGGUUUCAGCCAAAGCCAGACUUUGUCAGUGAAUCCCAGCGGUUAUAUGACUCAGAGCCAGCAGUCUUGGAGAGCCUGCAGCAGAUAAAUGACUGGGUAGACAACGCAACAAAUGGAAAAAUGACUGACUUCCUGCUUGCUUUACCACCCAAUCUGCUCCUCAUGCUCAUUAAUGCUGUCCAUUUCAAAGGAGAGUGGAAAGCUCAAUUUGACCCGCGCUUUACCUCUAGAGGGGUGUUCUACCUCGACGACAAGCACAUGGUUGAUGUGGAAGUGAUGGAAGAUGCCAAACAUCCCUUGAGUUUAUUUAUUGAUAAUGAACUGGAGGCUCAGGUAGCGAGCUUUCCAUUCCAAAACUUCAUGAGCUUGUUGGUGGUCAUGCCAAUGUCCGGCGAGGUGAACGUGUCUUCACUUUCUGCAAAGCUUAAUGUCUCAGACCUGUAUAAUCGUCUGCCCAAAGAGAGGGCCGUUCAAGUUAAAGUCCCCAAAUUCAAACUAGAGUAUGCUCAAGAGCUACAGGAUGUUUUUACCAAAUUGGGCCUUGGAGAGUUGUUUUCCCAACCCAACUUGGCUGAGAUGGCAGACGGCCCCCUGCUGGUGUCCAGUGUGAUGCACAAGUCCAGCAUGGAGAUAAAUGAAGAGGGUGCAGAGGCUGCCGCAGCUACCACUGUGGUCAUCUCGCGGGCAUCCAACCCUGUUUUCCACCUGAGCCAACCCUUCUUCUUCGCCCUAAUGGAUGAUAUGACUCAAGUGCCAAUCUUCAUGGGUGUCAUCAACAACCCAAAUCCCGGAGCUCCUAUCUUGCAGAGAGGAGAAUUCGGAAGCAAAGAUAAAGUGGGAUUUCCAAUUGAUAAGAAUCAUGUUGGCUCAUUUGGAGGCCCACCUAAGUAGGGACUAAUACCCACACUGCUGUUCCAGUGAAAACCAAGACCAAGACCUCUAAAAUUGUACAAAUUAAAAGUACAAUAUCCCUUUGCUGGAUCAGAAUGUGUGUGAAAACAGAUGCUUCAUGUGUCUUUAUUUCACUGUAGAAUAAACACACUGAGUAGCUCAGUAUCCCUUAAAAAACAUACAGUUUUGCUGCAUUAGAUGACAUGUCCUGGUAAGGCAACUCUUAAAAUUAUAAUUGGAUACAAUAACUAGUUGGUACCCAUAGCAAAAUCUGUCUACAUCUAUGAGAUAAUUGAUUACACUUUAAAUUUCAAAGGUGUCAAAAUGUAAGGUCAGCGUCACAGCAUUACUGCAUCAUUUUGUGUGUAGCUGAAUUUUUAAAGAUGUCAUUAAAUGGGAAUAAA
Molecule: messenger RNA, 2073 nt
Organism: Morone saxatilis (striped sea-bass)
Lineage: Eukaryota; Metazoa; Chordata; Actinopteri; Moronidae
Gene: serpinf2b
Product: serpin peptidase inhibitor, clade F (alpha-2 antiplasmin, pigment epithelium derived factor), member 2b
Exons: 10
Coding region: 221-1669 (482 amino acids)
Biological process (GO): negative regulation of endopeptidase activity
Molecular function (GO): serine-type endopeptidase inhibitor activity
Source: RefSeq, a predicted model, not a curated record